AUGACUGUGGAAUUAGAAUACGAUUAUGAUGCGGCAACGGCAAAUAUGGAUACAUUCUCACAAGAUGACAUAGAAGUUUUACGACAGUGGACCCAAAAAUUGGACAAAUCGAAAUAUGUGCCAAAGGACUUAACGAAUAAACAACUUUUAUUGUUUUAUAAUGCUUGUUAUGGAGAUAUAGACAAAACGAAGACUUGUAUAGAAAAAUAUUAUGGGUUCAGAAGAAGUUCACCUGAAUUUUUUGAUGGUCGUGUUAUAAAUUCUGAAGAAUUGAAGCCCAGCGUAGAAGCUUUAGAGUUCUCCUUCCUGCCAGAAAAGUCAUGUGAGGGGUACGACCUCAUCUACCACAGGCUGUAUUACACCGAGCCUUCGAAAUACCACUUCGAAUCUGGUGUCAAAUUGCUCUUCAUGACUGUCGAUGCCUGCUUACACAAACGGGGUCCACAACCCGGCUACAUAUUCCUUUUCGACAUGCGAGGCGUCAAGAUAGGUCAUAUAACCAGAGUUGGUCUUUCGUCGCUUCGGAAGUUCUUCCAGUACGUCCAGGAGGCGAUGCCAGUGCGCAUGAAGGCGAUACACGUGUUCAACACGGAACCUGUGCUGGACAAACUGUUGUUGCUCGUUAAGCCGUUCAUGGAAAAGAAGUUCUUUGAUAUGAUAAAAUUCCACCAUAAAAACGAAGACCUGGAGAAGUUUUACGAAACGGUCGUGCCAAGAUCAGCGCUGCCACCUGACCACGGCGGUACACUGCCCGACAUGCAGACCCUCCACAAGAAAUGCAUACAACAGUUACGAGCCCUGGAGCCAUACUUCAGAGCUGAAGAAGAACAGAGAAUCAAUGCGCUGCCUGACAAAAAGCGAGAUAAGGCAAUGGAAAAGGCCUUCAAGAACUUAGAUAUAGAUUAA
Messenger RNA from Parnassius mnemosyne (clouded apollo), 906 nucleotides. Lineage: Eukaryota; Metazoa; Arthropoda; Insecta; Lepidoptera; Papilionidae. The record is from the annotation of a GenBank genome assembly.